AUGUGCAGUAGGAAUGCCAUGGUGGCCGCUUUGCCCCGGCAGGCGCUGCUCCCGGGGCGCCUGCCGUGCUGUGGACCAGGCACCCGGGACCGAGCGGGGCGGAUUCGCGCUCUGACAGUGACCAGCAUGCCGCUCGCGGGCACACAUCUUGAUCGCAAGGACGAGAGCGCCCUCCUUCAAGAGCUCGAAGCUCGUCACCUGGAGUGGCGACACAGCGGGCAGCAGGACGUAUGCUGGUGGAACCCAGACCCGUACUCGAGCACUGAGGGGGGGCGAAAUCAGCAGUACAAGGACCUCAUCAACGACGGCAUCGCCGCAGCUGCCCUGCAGUCCAUGGGCGGCAGCGUCAGAGACGGGGCGCGUGCUCUCGUCCUCGACGGCGAGCAGGCCGGGUCUUCCGCGCGCCUGUGUGCGUCGGGGUUUGCACACGAGAACAUCUUCAUCCCGAACCCCAACACGCACGUCGUGCACGCGCUGCGCACGCGCGUGGGACUGUCCUCGGCAUGGGCCGGCUCGGUGGAGGAGUACCUCGGAGCACGCGACCCCGCGCGUCACCCGCCGUUCGACGUGGUGUUCCUGGACCUGACGUGUUUCGCGCCGAAAGCGAUCGAGGCCGUCCGCUCCGCGAUACACACCGCACGUGCGGUGCGCGUCCCUGGCGGCAUCAUCGCAGUGACGUGCAGCACGCGGCCCGGCGACACGCCGGAGGGCGGGGGCAACGCCGCGGCCGCCCACUCCGUCGUCGCCGCUGCGGUCGCGGCUGCGCGUGAGCGCGGAGGCCGGGUGGUCGGCGCGGGCGUGCGCGGUCUCAGCGACUACGUCAUGCCCCUGGGCCCGUCCGCGGCGCCUGGCGAUCGCGAGUGCAGUGGUUGGACGGUUGCGGAGGCUUUGGCGGCGCAGGACAUGGGAUCGGUGAUUGACGGGUUGCGGCGGUGGGUGGAGCGGCGGGAAGGUGACCCGAGGGCAGCGAAGCUGGUGCGGCAGAUACGGACGGUGCUGGCCUCGCCGGGCGGGCAGGAGCUGAGCGGCGGCGUGCAGGCGGCGGUGUGGGCGCCGGGGGGGAGAGGGUGCGUUGCGGCGAUGGGUCCGCGGAGCGGGUCGCCCGAGGAGGCGCGCGCGGCGAAGGCGCUGUGCUCGCUUGCGCGGGGCGCGGCGGCUUUCGACCGAGGGCCAGGAGGGGGCGCGGGAGAUGAUGUGGCGCAGGGGGCGCGCGGGGGGCACGGCGUGGACGUUCUGGCGGGCUGCGUGCACUUCUACACGGGGCAGAUGAUGACGGUCGUGCUCCGACUGGAAGAUGACGUGUGA
Molecule: messenger RNA, 1305 nt
Organism: Pedinophyceae sp. YPF-701
Lineage: Eukaryota; Viridiplantae; Chlorophyta; Pedinophyceae
Source: the annotation of a GenBank genome assembly